Aphanomyces astaci is the source of this 2898-nucleotide messenger RNA. RefSeq lists its product as hypothetical. Gene Ontology annotation, molecular function: calcium ion binding; protein binding. Lineage: Eukaryota; Oomycota; Saprolegniomycetes; Saprolegniales; Verrucalvaceae. The transcript is spliced from 19 exons. The record is from RefSeq and is a predicted model, not a curated record. Bases 16 to 2844 code for a protein of 942 amino acids.
GUGGACUUGUGAUGAAUGUUCCAACAGGGUGGUGCCGUCGACAUGACAGACCAAGUGUCGGACUUCCACCUGAGCACCCUCCUACACCCAAGCCAUGUCAUGGAGCUCCAAUCGUACUUUAGCCGCAGCUCUAGCCAGCAGCUAACACUCGCGCAGUUCACCAAAGCCCUCAAGAAGGUGCUCGGCCCUUCCACGACCAUCCCCGACGACCAGCUAGCGCGCAUGUUCCACCGCAUCGACGCCAACUCGGACGGGUCCGUCUCGUGGGACGAGUGGUGUGACUUCUUCCUCAUUUCCGACCAACGACACAUCAACCUCUACCGUGACAUGCACUCGUCGAUCCUGCAUCCCCGAGACGGCUACAGCAGCAAAGACCCGAGCAUUGGCACUCGCAACGGGCUGAUUGUGCACAUCUUAGCAAUGCUGGUUCCCAUGGAGCUACUCAAGCCCCCCGUGUGGCUGUACGUCACGUGCGCGCGAAAUGGUACCGUGAGCUUGUGGGAUCCGUCGUCGCUGGCGGUGCUGGGGUCGCUGCCGCCGCCGUCGUCGACCCAGUGGGUGACGAACAUGAUCGCGCUGUCCGUGCCCGACUUUGUCGCUGUGAGUGUCGUGGACCGAUACAUUUACAUUGUCCAGUUGAGCUCGCUCAGUGUUGUGGUGACCCUGGGCCCGCUGGCCCAUGCAGCGGUGGGCAUGGCCGCGUUUCGAAACGCCGACGGCGAGCACAUGUUUGCGUGUGGGGACAUGGGCGGGGGACUGAAUCUCCGCACGGUUUGCACUGUGUCGUGGGAUGCCGUCGCGUUCUCUAAUCACACGAUCCGCCACGUCAUUCAUAGUGACUGGGUCACGCAGGUGACGUACUUGGCAGCAUAUCGGUAUGUGAUCACGUCAUCCAUGGACAGCACCAUCAAGUUUACAAACUUGUCGGACGGCACAGUGCAGCGGCAAUUCGACUGCCACCAAUCGGGCGUGUAUGUAUUUUACUAUUCGUCGCAGCUCAACUUGAUGGCGAGCAGUGGCGCGCGCAGUGUGCUGCUGUGGAACCCAGAUCAAAUGGACGUGCUGGCGUCUCUCCAAGGCCACGCCAGUCCCGUGCAUCAGAUGGUCAUGGACGAACGCGCGUACAAGCUGUUUACGCUCUCUAUGGACAAGGUGCUCAAAGUGUGGGACUGCUACACGUACCAGUGCACGCAGACGAUUGUGGAUCCAACCGAGUACUUUCCGGACGAGCACAUCGGCCGCAUAUUCUGGGACCACACGCAGCAACAUCUCGUGUCUUCCACCACGCGGCUGCGGGUGUGGCCUACCCACACGGUGCUGCAGACCAGUACCCGCACCAGUCAUGACUGCGCCAUCACGUGCGCGACGUACACGUCCGUGCUGCACCAGGUGGCGACCGGGGACGAACAUUCGUCGAUUCACACGUGGGAUGCUACCACUGGAGAGCUCGUCAUGCGGAUUCCGCGCGCGCAUGGGGCCAACGAGAUCUCGGUCGUGACGUACGAUGCGAGCGGCAAGCGCGUGCUGAGCGGGGCCACCGACGGCACUGUGCACAUUUGGAAUGGAAGCAACGGCCAACUCCUGUCGCGAGUUCAUCGAGCCGAGCCGUUGUCCGGACCGAUGGAAAUAUCAGCCAUCGUGUACGUUGUGCCGCAAGUUACGGCCAAGUCGCUCAAUCAAGACAGGUACUUCGUCGUGAGUGGAUGGGAUCGCCAUGUUGUAAAGUAUAAAGACACCAAGACCCUGGACGUCUCUCCGUUGGAGCUGUUUACAGAUUCCACUCACACCCAUGACGACGACGUGGUCGCGCUGUGCUACAUCCCUGCGCCUGCAGCGCUGGUCGUGUCGGCCAGUGUCGAUGGCGGCGUGUUGAUCUAUUCGUUUUCCAUUCGGUUUUUACGUCACCGACUGAGCUUGGCAAAGGCCCAGGCGGCGUACGACUUCAGCUUUCAAGUCAAAGCCGCUCCGGUCUCAGCCUCAUCUCCAACCCCCGACGACGACCCCUGUGAUUUUGUCGAGUGCCUGGUUGCGUACCCGUCGCAGAGCAGCUUUAUCAGCGGAAGCAGUCGCGGACGCAUUGACUUUUGGUGUGCAGAGACUGGUGGGAUCAAGCAGAGCAUCUUGCCGACCACCGAAUUGCGUCAUGGUUUGACCAGCUUGGCUCUGGACGAUGGCAAGGUGCUGCUGGCAGCUGGCAACGCCGAUGGCGAUGUUCAUCUAUGGGAACUUACCAAUGUCGCGUGGUAUUACAAUUCAACUACUCCGUCAUGGCACCAGCUACAUGCGCCCAAACCCAACGCCACGGCCGCCCUAGUGCGAAAACAUCAGCACUCGAUGCUGGUGAAGACGUGGAAGGCGCACGAAGGGAGUGCCGUUGUCUUCCUGUCCAUUCUGGCCAACAAUUUGGUGCUCUCGGCAGGACGAGACGGCGUCCUCGCCGUGUGGGACUUUGGAGGUGUCCAAAUUGGCGUGUUUGGCCACGAUCGGUUGUCGUUGUCAAGAGAUCUGGCUCCAUUUGACCGAACCCAGUUGGGGGACUUGAAAGCGUCCGCGCAACCGCCGCCCCUGCAGCGCACGCAGGCGACCAAAGCACUUCGUACGACCUUGUCGCCCCGAGUCGCCGGCCGCCUCUUGCCGUCGGACAUCGUGCGCAAACCAGCGCCAUCCUCGUCAUCCCAUGCGACACUGUUCUCUCCCCGUGAACGGCGUCUCAAACUUGCCAAUCAGCUCACGGUGCAUGCGAUGACGGACGUACCACGGCAAGUGCACGAGUUUCUUCACGCGAGCCUUGUGGACGCCACCGAGGCCGAAUUCCACCGCAAAGACGCCGCGUGCAACUUGUAGCAACACGAUCAUAUAAACACACAACACUUGAAUAGAAACAUGAUAUGGACGAGA